GUGUGUCAGUCAGUUAAGCUGAUUGCAACUAGCGAGUGUCCACACAGAGCUGGGUCAAUCGACGUGGAUCGAAGGUGUAGGUGGGAAUGUGGGUUUGCAUCGUGUAAAUACAGCAUACGGGGCUAUGUCAGUAUUGUUGAAAGAUAAAUAUAUUUCAAGGAUUAAGUUAGCGAGGGUAGAUUGAGCAACCGCCGGGAUUGAAUAAACUUCUAUAAGUCAGGUUUUAACAUAGGCGGAGCCACUAUUUGCUAUAUAUUUAGUAUCAGUAUUGACUGCGGUAAGGGAAGUCCACGUAGCUAGGUACAGGAGGCGGAUACCAAAACAGCUCAACUCAAAGUUUGACCUGCGUAGUUUAAGCAAAAAGAUGGGUGACACAGUCAACUAUCUCCUGAUGACAGUUUUCAUCUCGGCGGUUUUCAUGAUAGUCAUUAGUGCUAAAGCAAGAGUUCUAGAAACGAAGCUCGGUAAAAUUCGUGGAAAGACAGAAACGAUUCACGGGCAGGAAAUAGAUGUUUAUCUCGGCAUUCCGUUUGCAGAACCUCCCGUUGGCCAUCUACGUUUCCGAACACCAGUCCCCAAGAAGCCGUGGACACGUACUAUUGACGUCACUGAAUAUGGACCAAUGUGUAUGCAGACUCACUUUCUCUCCCUUCCUGACAUGUUACUCCAUACUGAUAUGUCAGAAGAUUGUCUCAAUCUUAAUGUGUACGUCCCUGUGUCUGAAGAUAAGGCACCCAAAGCAGUGAUGGUUUGGAUACACGGUGGGGCCUACGCUGUUGGUCAGGCACUGGGGACUCCCUGCGAAGAACUGGCAUUACACGGUGACGUCAUUUGCGUCACCAUCAAUUACAGGUUGAACCUGUUUGGAUUUUUAACAACGCUGGACGAAAAUGCACCAAGCAACAUUGGACUGUGGGAUCAGCACGAGGCCUUGAAAUGGGUCAAAGAACACAUCUCAACAUUUGGUGGUGAUCCAGAAAGCAUUACCAUAUUUGGUGAAUCUGCCGGUGGUUCUAGUGUACAACAUCAGGCAGUGACUAAAUAUAACAUUGGGUUGGUUAAACGUGCCAUCAGCCAGAGUCCACCCACAUUUAGUAACGGAUUUGCUUUCGCGGGAAACCCUCUUCGGUUAGCCAAGGAAUUGGCCCUCAAACUAAAUUGUAACACUUCAGAAAACCGAGAUCUCAGCGACACUUUAAAAUUGGUUAACUGUCUGCGUUUGGUACCCGCCGAGGUUCUUCUCAAUACUUCCGGUGAGCUUUUAACACCAGGUAUCACGAGCGAAACCGAGGAAUUCGGAACAUUUCCUUUCGCUCCAGUAGAAGACGGUGAUUUUGUGCCUUUUGGUUUAAAAGAAUAUUUUUCUGCUUCCAAAACGAGGAGCAAUCCAGAAAUAGACAAAGCUUUUAGUAAAGUUGAUUGGAUGGUUGGAUCACUAGCAGACGAAGGGAAUGGCCUGCUUUACACGGCGGCCAUGACGCAAGAGGAUGACGGGUACAACAUAACAUCCGGGAUACCAGAGAAUAUCUUAAACACAAAUCUGAUCACUCCGUUUUUAAAAACAUUGUUUCCAAACAGCCUUGACAUAGUAAAAAAGCAUAUUCAUGACGCGUACACACACAAGGACGACCCAAUCGAAAAUUCCCUCGCUGCGAGAGAAUUUUUCAGCGAUGUUGUGAUUCAUCAGCAAGUUGUGGAAUCAUGCCACGCCCACCUGAGAUCAAAGGGUAAUGCCCAGAAAUCUGCUACUUACUCCUAUAGCAUCAGUCAUGUUUUGAGCGGCAAAAACGUGAUUGAUUAUUAUUUUGGCUUCAGUCUACCUUCCUGGGCGAAGACUGCCACACACGGAGACGAUUUACCUCUAGUCUUUGGAACAAAAAUCUUAAAAGAAGGUGUGGAAUUUGACUGGAAUGAACAAGAUGAAAAAACCGCCAAAGUUGUGAGGACAUUUUGGACCAAUUUUGCAAAAACGGGAAACCCAAAUCAAGGACUUCCCCUAGAGGGCGUGGCAACAUGGGAAGAAUUCACCAAGGACAAGAAAGGCUACAUCAACAUUGGCAAACAAACUGAGAUGGAAUACGAUCUACACCCUGAAAGGAUGAAGCUGUGGAUGUAUACUAUACCUGAGGAAAUAGAAAAAGAGCAAAGAAACAAACAAAAGACUGAACUCUAAAAUAAAUAUAGCAAAUAUCAUGUGAUAAAGAAUCAACCGUGUAAUUGUUCCAAGUUUUGCGUCACAGAAUAUUUUUAGAAGAUACUUAUUUCAAAUUAAUAGUAUUAUUCUGUGGUGUAUACACAGAACUCCUGCAGAAGCCGCAUGGGAAUAAUACAUGUAAUAGAAAUAAACUACGAGAAUCUUUUCCACUUCGCACAGGAUACACUGGAAUAAAGCACAACACGUUUCACC
Molecule: messenger RNA, 2407 nt
Organism: Lingula anatina
Lineage: Eukaryota; Metazoa; Brachiopoda; Lingulata; Lingulida; Lingulidae
Product: carboxylesterase 1C
Source: RefSeq, a predicted model, not a curated record